AUGGCCUGGGGUGGGCUGCAACUGCUGCUGCUCCUUGUGAUGCUGGUGCUCCUGGCCUCAGGUGACAUGGAGGGCUCUGGGAAAGGAGAGGUUGGGUUCAGCCAGGACUCUGAUCUGAGGGUUCCUUAUGCAGGUUCCCAGGGAAAGGUUGUGCCCGAGGAACUUCAUGAAGUACCAGGACAGACACUCUUACUGCAAUGCCAGUACUCGCCCAAGAAAGGAUCGUAUGUGCGCAAAGCCUGGUGCCAGCAGACAUCUCCAAAUAGAUGUAACAUAUUGAUCACCAGCUCCAAGCCCCGGACAGCAGCUCAGGCAACUCGAUACACAAUCUGGGAUGAGACAACCGCUGGUUUUUUCAACAUCACCAUGAGUGAUCUGACAGAGGAGGACUCUGGAUCCUACUGGUGUGGAAUCUACAAUUCUUCCCAAAACUUCAUCACUGUUCUCAGAAACAUCAGCCUGGUGGUGGCUCCAGCCCCAACCACUUCUAUGUGGACUCACGCCUGGUUCCCGACAAAGACAGCUCUGAUCACUUCUCCAGAGGGGACCUCUGGCCCUACUUUCAUCAAUAGCUCUGAGACAAGGAAAUCAAGAGCCCCUCCCUGCCUUGGUUCAAGUGUCCCCAAACUCCUGGUCUCUGUGCUGUGUGGACUCCUCAUGGCCAAGGACCUGGUGUUGUGA
This is a messenger RNA of Carlito syrichta (Philippine tarsier), 681 nucleotides long. RefSeq names its product triggering receptor expressed on myeloid cells like 4 (gene TREML4). Gene Ontology annotation, biological process: positive regulation of toll-like receptor 7 signaling pathway. Bases 1 to 681 code for a protein of 226 amino acids. The transcript has 5 exons. Lineage: Eukaryota; Metazoa; Chordata; Mammalia; Primates; Tarsiidae. Gene Ontology annotation, cellular component: cell surface. Gene Ontology annotation, molecular function: signaling receptor activity. The record is from RefSeq and is a predicted model, not a curated record.